This is a messenger RNA of Sphaeroforma arctica JP610, 522 nucleotides long. RefSeq lists its product as hypothetical. The transcript has 3 exons. Lineage: Eukaryota; Ichthyosporea; Ichthyophonida. The record is from RefSeq and is a predicted model, not a curated record. Bases 1 to 522 code for a protein of 173 amino acids.
AUGGUGGACCUAUUAACACAGCAUGGUGAUCUGGUUGAAGAUGAUGCUGAGAGUGGGUCGGUGGGAUGUUGGAUGGAUAAGCAACGAACCAAGUGCUGCUGCACGUUCCAAACGUACGAAGCCGCCGCCUCGGCGCUGAAUGCCAUAGACGGCAUCAAAUGGCCUCAGGGCAACCAGAAGCAACUCAGCGUUACAUUCAUAUCCCUCUCCGAAGCACACGCACUGUGUCAAAGUGCGAGUGGGAAGGGUCGUGUGGCUGUUGCAUCACACGGCCCAAAUGGCAAUGACAGACGGGCGAGCGCUGCGGUGGAGCAGGAACGCCUUAAGGCAAGGGAAGCGGCUCAGCGGAGAAAAUCCGAAGCCGAAAAGGAGAAGGUGAAGGAGAAAGAGACGAAAAAAGAGGUGGACGAGAAGAAGAAACCAAGAAAGGUCGUGGCACUUGACCAGAUAUUCCGUAAGACGACAGCAGAACCGCCGCUGUACUGGAUGGAGGUGGAUGCCCAAGAGAUCGAGGUACAUUAA